CCCACUUUCCAUUUCACACUGAAAAUGGGAACUAUAUUGGGACUGUGCUUCCUUUUGUUGCUCUCCUUCUCUCAUGUUGCAUUCUCAGGGCGGUGCAACCCAGAGGACAAGAAAGUGCUGCUCCAAAUCAAGAAGGACCUCAACAACCCUUACCUCCUAGCCUCAUGGAACCCAGAAACAGCUUGCUGCGAUUGGUAUUGUGUAGAAUGCGAUCCAAAAACGCACCGCAUCACGUCACUUAUCAUAUCUUCCUCUGUCCCGGAGACCAAUUUCUCGGGCCAAAUACCACCCUCCGUAGGUGACCUCCCUUAUUUGCAGGUUCUUGAAUUCCACAAGCUACCCAAACUCACUGGCCCAAUCCAGCCCGCCAUUGCCAAACUCACCAACCUCAGGUGGCUCAUUCUCACAUGGACCAAUAUUUCCGGCCCAAUACCCGAUUUCUUGUCCGAGCUACCCAACCUUCAAUGGCUUCAUCUUUCCUUCAAUAACCUCACAGGCCCAAUACCGAGCUCACUUUCCAAGCUACCCAACCUCAUAGACUUGCGUUUGGACCGGAACAGGCUCACAGGCCCAAUCCCAGACUCGUUCGGGUCAUUCAAGAAGCCCGGCAUAGAUCUCACCUUGUCUCAUAACCAGCUUUCCGGGCCUAUUCCGACCUCCUUGGGCCUCAUUGACCCUAAUAGGAUAGAUUUCUCGAGGAACAUGCUUGAAGGCGAUGCCUCCAUGCUUUUUGGGGUCAACAAAACGACGGAAAUGAUUGACCUUUCGAGGAACUUGCUAACAUUUGAUAUGUCGAAAGUGGAGCUUCCCACGAGCUUGAUAUCGUUGGAUCUGAAUCACAAUCAGAUUUAUGGAAGCAUUCCCCAGGAAUUGAUCAAAGUGGAUUUUUUGCAGGCUUUCAAUGUGAGCUAUAAUAGGUUGUGCGGUGAGAUACCACAAGGUGGGAGAUUGCAAAGGUUCCAGGUGGAUACGUAUUUUCACAAUAGGUGCUUGUGUGGAUCCCCUCUUCCCAGCUGCAAGUGAUAGAGUUACACAGCAUUUGAGGUUCACUAGUUGCCUCAAGCGCUAUUCUGAUUUCAAUAAAGCAAACAUGUAGUUUCAUUAAGAAUUUACAUUGAAAUACAAUGUCAAGCUCCCUGUGUAAUGAUCGAUAAAGAACAGGUUUUUUUUUACCUGAAUGAAAUUUUCCUUUUUAAAAAUUAA
Molecule: messenger RNA, 1203 nt
Organism: Lotus japonicus
Lineage: Eukaryota; Viridiplantae; Streptophyta; Magnoliopsida; Fabales; Fabaceae
Product: polygalacturonase inhibitor-like
Exons: 1
Coding region: 25-1023 (332 amino acids)
Molecular function (GO): protein binding
Source: RefSeq, a predicted model, not a curated record